Molecule: messenger RNA, 807 nt
Organism: Symbiodinium necroappetens
Lineage: Eukaryota; Dinophyceae; Suessiales; Symbiodiniaceae
Source: the annotation of a GenBank genome assembly
AUGGUGCGUGCUGCCUCACAUCAGAUACUGCGGCGGCCGCAGACGCCACAGGAGGAUGAUCUGCGGCCACAGUCCUCGCAAGCGUCGUCGCGCCCAGCGCAGCCACUUCGCUCCAGCUCUCCGCACACGGAGUGGCAGGGCCGCAUCCUCGAAGAGCUCACAAAGACUUCGAAGCGCGGGAGGGCUCUCCCGACGCCGCGCUACAAGAAAGAGCCGGAGCUCCUACCCUUGAACUUGUCUUACGAGGACUGUUCCGACGGCAAGUUGCUGCCUGAGGAGGAGUCACCGCAGGAGCUCAAACGGCCACUUCAGAAUGAUGUGAAGCUGACCCGCUCCACCUCGGAGUUGGCACAGUGGCUACCUGACAUCACAGAGGUCAUCUCCCGGUUGAGGGCGGGCGCGGAUGGCUUCUCUUCCACAGAGAUGGAGCGGAUCAACACCGCCUUCCAACGUUUCAAGGAUCCGGACAAUCCGGAGAUCCACAAGGAUGAGCUUCCCAAGGUGCUUAUGCAUCUCGGCUACACGCAAAUCCAUGAUGCCCGCGUCCGUGAUCUUGCAGACGGAAUUACGAGGUAUCCCAUGCUGGAGAAGGCGGAGUUUAUCACCUUCAUGGAGAAACACGUGGAGUACGAGCUGCAUGCCUUCAGGGACAUCUUCGAGAGGUUUGAUGCAGAUGGAAAUGGCUGCCUGGAUGCGGGUGAGCUGCACGUCUUCCUCUCCUCGCUGGGCUUCACUCCGCUGCGGAGUAUCAUCCGAGAGUCCCUGGACCUCGUGGACCUGGACCUCAGACCUGAAGUAUUGAUAUAG